This is a messenger RNA of Sipha flava (yellow sugarcane aphid), 1045 nucleotides long. RefSeq lists its product as uncharacterized. The record is from RefSeq and is a predicted model, not a curated record. The coding region runs from base 70 to 852 and encodes 260 amino acids. The transcript is spliced from 2 exons. NCBI's taxonomy places the organism in Eukaryota, Metazoa, Arthropoda, Insecta, Hemiptera, Aphididae.
UGUCAUAUCAUCCCAUACAGCCAUACAGCUCUGAAUAUUAUAAACAACUUAUUAAAGUUUGAAACUGUAAUGAUAGCGUAUGUGUACCAGUCACUGUUCGUUUUAAGUUCAACUGCAUCAUCUUGCAUACAAUCGAAAAAAUUAAAUUAUACCCAAGUAUAUAAACUGUUGCAUAAUUUAAAAGAAAAAUUAAUCGAAGGAGUUAAUAAUUUUGAAAUUAUUUUUAUAAGAACUACUGAAUUUAUUGAAUAUUUACAAACGAUUUUGGAAAAAAUGGAUGGAACAGAUAACAUAUUUUGGUCAAGUACUUUUACGAAAAAAAAAAAACGUUUUAAAAAGAAAAUAUCAGGUGAAUUGAUAGCAGACGAAAAACUAGUUGAUGAAAAGAAAUGGUUUGAAGUUGAAGUUUAUAAAGAUCUUUAUAACAACGUACUCGCUAAAUUAAGCAAUAGGUAUAUGAUCAAUGAGGAUGUAAUUCAAAAUGCUGCAUUUUUUUAUCCAAGAACAUUUUCACAAUUAAAAACUCCCGGAUUCAUGUUUCCAGAAGGAUCAUUGUCCAAAAUCGCAUCCAUGGCCAAUGUCGAUGUUUUAGAUAUUCAAUGUCAGUUGAUAGAAUUUGCUCAAAAUUACGAGGCCAUAGCAAAUAUAGAUGCUAGUAUUCUGUAUCAAGAUUGUAACGAUGAAUUUUUCAAAGAAGAAAAUGAAAACCACACAGAUAUGGAAGAUGAUUUAAAAUGUGCAUUAUUCGAAAAAAAUCGUUGUAAAUCGUGCAUUUCAUGUGCAUUCCCAUAUGUAUACACAUUAGUGACUCAUACACCAAAUUACAAUGAUUAUAUACGGUAUAAAAGGUAAUAUUAAGUUUAGCUUUUACUCAAGUAAGUUGCGAAAAGAGUUUUUCAAUACUUAAAACUAUAAAAACUAGACUUAGGUCAACUCUUUCUAACGACAAAUUAGAAGCAUUCAUGUUUAUGAACCUUGAACGUGGCUUGAAUGUACCUCAUGAUAUUAUAAUUGAUCGAUUAGGUGCCACUUCCACUGAAAUGAA